UAGGAAGUUUGUUUCUGAACAGGCAGUGGACCUCUGCGAUUCUUGUGGUUAUUCGUUUUUUAAAACAUUCAGAAAGUGAAAGUAAAGUUUAGGUCGCUGGAGCUCAAACGGUGAAAAUGGCCUCAUCAGCUGAAUAUGAAAGAAAUGAGAGAUAUUCAUCAGGAUCUGAGGAGAUCUGCAAUAUACACAGUGAGAAAGUAAGACUCUUCUGUCUGGAGGACAAACAGCUUGCGUGUUUAGUGUGCAGAGAUUCAGAACAACACGACAAUCAUAGAUUCAGACCAAUAAGUGAAGCGGUUCCAUUAUGUAAGGAGGAGCUCAAUACAGCACUGAAUUCCUUACAAGAAAUAAUAAGAAACAAUGAAGAAAUGAAACAAAGGUUUGAGGAAACUGUUCAAUACAUCGAGUCUCAAGCUGAGCGCACAGAGUGUCAGAUUAAACAGCAGUUUGAGAAGAUUCAUCAGUUUCUCAGAGAUGAAGAAGAAGCUACAAUCACUGCACUGAGAGAGGAAGAGGAGCAGAAGAAGCAGAUGAUGAAGGAGAAGCUGGAGGAGAUGAACAGACACAUCUCAGCUCUUUCACACACAAUCAAAGAAACAGAGGAGAUGAUGAAAGCCAGUGACGUCUGCUUUCUGAAGGAGUUUCCAGUCACGAUGGAAAGAGUCCAGAUCUCACAGCCGGAUCCACAGAUUCCUUCUGGAGCUUUGAUUCAUGUGUCACGGUACUUGGGCAACCUGCCCUUCAGAGUCUGGAAGAAGAUGCGGAAUGUCAGAAUUGUCAAACACACUCCUGUGAUUCUGGAUCCAAACACUGCAGAUCCACGUCUCGCCUUGAAUGAUAAUCUGACCAGUGUGAAAGACGGCGGGAGCAAACAACCGCUUCCUGAUAAUCCAGAGAGAUUUGAUUAUCAUUACUCUGUUCUGGGUUCAGAGGGUUUUAACUCAGGAACACACUGCUGGGAUGUGGAGGUUAAAGAGAGUAUAGGCUGGAGUCUUGGAGUAACUAAAGCAUCAAACCCGAGGAAGCGAGGUGUUUUCUCAAAGACUGAUGUCUGGUGUGUGCGGUACGGACUGGGUUGGUCUGGUUUUCGUGUUGAACAGAAGCUUGACCGUGUGAGAGUUGAUCUGGACUAUGACAGAGGAACGGUGUCAUUCUCUGAUCCUGUAACUAACACACAUCUACACACAUUCACAACCACCUUCACUGACACUGUCUUUCCUUUCUUCUGUUGUUGUAUUUCUUCCGCUCUGACGAUCUUAUCGAACAGUAGACGGUAAACGUUACUCCUGUAGGUCUGGAUCUUCCUGCUGUUAUUGUUUCCAAUAUUUAAUCCAUAUUAUUUUUUUUAUUUUUUUUGUGAGGACAGAGAAAUGGUGACAUUGCUGAGAAGAAGAGAGAAAAAUGGUGAGGUUGUUAAACAGAAAAAAGUAAAAAAUAAAGAAAUAAAAUAAAUAAAUAGAGGGAGAGAGAUAGAAGAGAUAGCGAUAGCUUGUGCCGAAGUGAAUCCAGUUUUGUGUGUGUUUGAUCCACCCGAACUAUUCAGCCAUUCAUUCAAAGCCCCAGCGGAGUAAUCAGAUCAAAUAAAAUAAAUAAAUAAACAAAUAAAUGGAUCAAGUAGGGGAAACAGAUACAGGAAUUAAAUAAAUGAAAGGGAGGGGUAGAAAGAACAUAGAUAUAUAGAUUGCAUAUAUAGAAAUGCUAUUAUAAUAGUAGACAGGAUAAUAAAGCUAUACAUUAAUAUGGUUAAUCAAUACCUGUGUACACACACAUACAUACAAAU
This is a messenger RNA of Sinocyclocheilus rhinocerous, 1780 nucleotides long. Its product is annotated as nuclear factor 7, brain-like. Lineage: Eukaryota; Metazoa; Chordata; Actinopteri; Cypriniformes; Cyprinidae. Gene Ontology annotation, molecular function: zinc ion binding; protein binding. The transcript has 6 exons. The coding region runs from base 117 to 1277 and encodes 386 amino acids. The record is from RefSeq and is a predicted model, not a curated record.